Molecule: messenger RNA, 2049 nt
Organism: Pseudo-nitzschia multistriata
Lineage: Eukaryota; Bacillariophyta; Bacillariophyceae; Bacillariales; Bacillariaceae
Source: the annotation of a GenBank genome assembly
AGACGAUCUGGCGCCUGAACAAUCAACAAGACGUCAAAAAAACUAAGCACCACACUCCCCGGUGAACUAGACUGGAACCAACAUGGAGUGCGUUCUCGCUUGAAAAUAUAGGGUAUCAUUGUCUAUCUACAAUCUGCAAUUGCAACCGAACCAUCGCACGAGCUUCGCCAUGGCCGACUUCCAAUCCAAGCGGAAAGCUACGGAUAUCACCGGUGGAGAUGAUAAACCCGACGAUUCUUCUGCCAUCGUUGCUUGCCCCUACCUCGACACCAUCCAGCGAUCAGUCCUCGACUUCGAUUUCGAACCGUCGUGUUCCGUUACUCUCGAGAGCGGACCCCAUGUUUAUUCUUGCCUGGUUUGCGGAAAAUUCUUUCGGGGAAAAGGAAAACACACACCUGCCUACACCCACGCGGUGGACGAGGGACACUUUGUCUUCAUUCAUCUCAACAGGGGGACCUUCCAUUGUUUGCCGGACGAUUACGAGAUAAAGGAUCCGUCGCUGGCCGAUGUUUCCGCCGCCCUCCACCCAACCUUCACCGAGGAAGAAAUACAACGAUUGGACUCCAACACGGGCCUAGCUCGGGAUUUGUUUGGGAGGCGGUAUCUCCCCGGCUUUGUCGGGCUGAACAACCUCCACAAGACCGACUACAUAAACAGCUCGAUCCAAGCGCUAGCCCACGUGCGGCCCCUCCGCGAUUAUUUUCUCAGGCUCAGCCACCGAAAUACUUUCGUUCUUACCAGUGCUUCCGACAAAAAGAAAUCAAAGAAAAACAAGCCGCCAAAGGCUCCCCGUCGCAUGUCCGAUUUGGUCCAGUGCUUUGGGGAACUCAUUCGCAAAAUGUGGAGCAACAAACGCUUCAAAUCAAACGUCGACCCGCACAUGCUGAUCCAGGCCAUUAGCAGAGCGUCCAAGAAGAAGUUUCGGGUCGGACACCAGGCCGAAGUGGGGGAAUUUAUGGCCUGGUUUUUGAAUCAGCUGCACGUUGGUUUGGGAGGAACCCGAAAGCCCGGUUCGAGUAUUAUCUAUCGGACCUUUCAGGGAACCAUAGAAUUGACCACGCGGCAACGAAAGACGGCUGCCGCGCUCGAAGCGGCAGAAGCGGGGGACGAGGACGGCAAUGGAGAUGCCAAAAAUGGCGGUGGCGGAACGGGGAUGGAAGCAGACAAUGGCCACGACGAAACAACAGAGCCGCUCACAACGGACAAAACCACGGAUCCUGACAUCGAAGAGACGACGAUAGAAACCAGAUUCCUCCAACUGACGCUCGACAUUCCCGAGAAGCCUCUGUUCCGGGACGACGACGGUGGCCUGGUGAUCCCCCAGGAGCCCCUGGUGAGCGUCAUGAAGAAGUUCGACGGGAUCACCUUUUCGGAGGCAAUCAGCAAGAGCGGGGUCGCACAGCGCAAGCGGUAUCGAUUGCUCGGACUGCCUCCCUACCUCAUACUGCACCUGGCGCGGUUCAAGACCAACAAGUAUUCCCGAGAAAAGAAUCCCACGAUCGUGGCCUUUCCCGUGAAAAACCUGGACCUCGGUUCCUACACCUUUCCCAAGAACGGAAAAGAGGUCCCGCCUACCGAGGCGGAGGUACGGGCGAUGACCGUGGCCGAGCUCCGGGCGCUGCUGAACGAGCACGGAAGGGAGGACCUCUCGGCCCACGCCCUGGAGAAAUCCGAGCUGGUGGAGGCCGCGGUGGACUUUGUGACCAAGAGCCUGCCCGAUCUGCUGGCCGACAAGUACGAUCUGGUGGCGAACAUCACGCACAACAGCCCCGCGGACGUCGGGAGGGAGGGCAAGCACGAUCCGUUGCAGGAAGGCUCCUACAAGUGCCACAUCGAGCACAAGAGCUCCAAGCAGUGGUUCGAGACACAGGAUCUCCACGUCGAAGAGACCAUGCCGCAACUCAUCGGCGUUUCCGAGAGUUAUCUGCUUAUCUUUGAGCGCAAGGCCGCACAGCAGAUGGAUCUCUCCAGAUAACAAUACCUGCGCACGCAAUCCAAAGCAGUGGUGGCGAGUUGUGGUUCCGCUGCGAAUAAGGAUAUUUCUAGUUU